CUGUUUUAGAUAAAAAGAUGCGCAACGUAUUCGGAGACAUGAAGCUCGAAGACGACCCGCAAGCAUUUCUACACAACCGCAAGUGUAGACCAAAAUAUUACUGGGAGUUAGUGACAUAACUUUGUCAACAUGGGAGUCCAAGGACUGAAGACCUUCAUUGAGAGUAGCAACAGAAAUGCUUUAAGAAGCUGGGCUUUUAGAGAUACUCGACUAAUAAUCGAUGGAUGUAACUUAUACUACACCCUGUAUUUUGACUGCGAUUUGGAUCAGAUGCACGGAGGAGAUUAUGAUGACUUUGAGGAGGUGAUCAUCAUGUUCUUUGAGAACCUCAGAGAGUGUGACGUUCAACCUUACGUUGUACUUGAUGGCGGCGCUGACCACACUGACAAAAAAUGGGACACUCUUAAGAAACGAAAACAGGAGAAAAUAAAUGCAGCCUGUGCCUUGUCAGCAGGGAAAAGAGGCAAGGUCCUUCCUAUUCUCGCCAAAAAUGUCUUCAGGCAGGUCCUUCAUAAGCUCAAGGUACCGCUCAUUCAGUGUAUUGAAGAAGCCGAUUGGGAAAUCGCUGCUUUGGCGCAAGAAUGGAAUUGUCCAGUUUUGUCCAACGACAGCGACUUCUUUGUAUUCAAGCUCAGGGCGGGAUUCCUGCCCAUCACGCAAUUCCAGUGGAAAAACGUGAAAGUGAACAGACGCACAAACCAAAAAUUCAUCCAAGCCAAACACUACACAGUGGGAAAAUUCUGCGAGUCCUUCGAGAUGAACCCUGAGCUUUUCCCAGUUUUCGCUACCAUCUUGGGUAAUGAUUAUGUGAAGCUGCAAAAUAUCAAAAGCUUGGACUGGGAGAAAUACUCAACGCCUGACAUGGAGCAUGCCCAAAUUCAUGGUUUGCUUAACUGGUUAUCUCAGUUCCCAAAGCGAGAUGCAGCUGUAAGUGCUUUGCUGAAACUAACACACAACAAAGAAAAACCCCUUGUCCAAGAAGCGCUAUCCAAGGGAAUCCAAGAGUACAAGCUCAUCCCUGGCUAUCUUGCUCAGUGCUUUCACUCAAAGACGAUUCCAAGCAUAGCUUCUAAAGGUCCACUGCAAGUUCUGCCUAAAUGGACCUUGGAGCUCCUACUUGAGGGAAAGAUGUGCUCUUCCAUUAUCGAUGCACUGUUACAUAAAAGGGUUUCCUUGGCAAUCCAGGUUGAAGAUUUCCAACUGGCCAGUAGCAGUGAAACCUCUCGUCCAAUACGUCAGGUGAUUUAUGGGUUACUGUUGGGAGAACAACAGAGUGCACCUGUUAAAACAUUCACUCACGCAAGCAAGCAGUAUGUAGAGGAAUAUGGCAGGCAGCAAUCAACACUAAGCAGUGAGAAAGUUGAAGCCAUACAGACAAGGGUGAUUGAAGGACUUCAACUGAAAAGAUUAUUCAAGGAACCAUGCAACGUGCGACUUCAGGUGCUCCUGGACACUUUGGGUGUUUUGUCAGAGACAUAUACAGAGAUUCAACCUGCUCUACAGCUGCAGCUUUUCGUGACACGUUACUGGCUAUUGAACGCACAACCUCCGCCGUCCAAGGAGCAUCUUUGGGGGCUACUACUGGGAAUGGUCUAUGGACAGUUAAGCAGUACACCUCAAACUCAAAGAGACAUGCUGUUGAAACUUAAGAAACUACAAACCGGUCGAAAGGUCUUUCUGGAGCAUAAAACGGCUCAUCUAUACAGCCAGUGGCAGUCCUGCCUGAAGUGGAGUCUCUGUCUCAAUCGCUUACUGUAUUUUCCUGUAUCUGAACCAGAGGUUGCACGUUUGUACCGUGGAAAACUGGUGCACCAGAUUGUUGAAGAGCUCUGGAGAGGAAUCACUCUGCACUCUCUGCUGGUGAAGGGUUCAAACAUCGAGCGGCUCUUCAAAAAGCUGAAGGAUGCAGUUGUGAGCUUGAUGGGAGAAGACUUCAUCAAGAAAAUGAGAACAGCCGAGCACAGAGCUGCUGGGAAAACACAGAGAGACUGCAAGAGUCAGAAUCUGCUCGUAGAUGAACUGAGCAAUGGCUUCGAACUUCUGAUGUUUGAGGAUAAUGAUGACGGUGAAGAUGACGAUGAUCUCAAUGAGAAAAGGAGGAAGAAUAAAGCAAAGGAUCACAAAGCUGAAAUUCCUGAUGUUUCCUACACCAUCCGUACCAGACACAAGGCUAAAGCUCGCAAUGCUGAUCAUCCCUCUAAAAAACACGACAGGAGAUGCUUUGAAUAGCACUUAAAAGACAGGCCUCCAGAAAAACAGAAUUUUUUAUUUUAAAUGACGAUUUGUGUACUUUACACAAUAAUCACAUCACUUAGUCCUGUUUUUGUCAUCUUGUAUUAUGUAUUAAUAAUCGUUGCCUGAAUUAAGCAAAAAUUAUUUGGUCUUGGUCUAGAUGUUGGUCUUUUAUUGCGUUAUAAGUAACAGGAGUAUGAAAUAUUAAUUUUUUUAAAUCUUGAUAUUGUGUAAAUAACAGAUUUCUAUAUUACUGCAUAAUGCAUUUAUGAGUGUUUAGAUUAAUUGUAAAUGUUUGCAUUACAUGAAUUAUAUUAAAAUCUAAAUGGUUAGAUCUUUCAUACUGUCAAACUGUGAACAAUUAAGGUAUUAUAAAAAAUGUAUUUGGAUUUCCAUGAUUGAAUUCAAUAAAUUUUAACUUGAAAAUGCA
This is a messenger RNA of Puntigrus tetrazona (Sumatra barb), 2662 nucleotides long. It is a transcript of the gene aste1a, whose product is annotated as asteroid homolog 1a. NCBI's taxonomy places the organism in Eukaryota, Metazoa, Chordata, Actinopteri, Cypriniformes, Cyprinidae. The record is from RefSeq and is a predicted model, not a curated record. Gene Ontology annotation, molecular function: nuclease activity.